UAGUUAUCGUGUCAAGUCAUCUGUCCGUCAUAAGCUGCACCUUUCGGCUAAACAAAUUUUCGUGACAAAAUUUCAUGCUUAACGAAAUUGAGUAUUCCGCCGAAAAUCCAAGUAUGGAAUGACUCGUAUGGUCCUCUUGAUGGAUAUAAAGGAAUUAAAUUUUUGUACCCGCGAUAAAGUGUUAGAUGGCUUCUCGACUCAGUCCAAGAAAUUCUGAAGUAAAUGCUUUGGAACAGCGAGGAUAUUUAAUCGGCAAAAAAAUCGGGCAGGGGUCCUAUGCCACGGUCCACUUGGCCGAGUAUGUGGACGGGUCCGGCCCGAAGCGCAUGCGACUUGCGUGCAAGAUUUUCGACAAGGAAAAGGCCCCCAAGGACUUUCUAGAAAAGUUCUUCCCGAGGGAGCUGGAGAUUUUGACCAAAAUUGAGAACCCGCACAUCGUGCAAGUGCACAGCAUCCUGCAGAGGGGCAGCAGGGUGUUCAUUUUUAUGAGGUAUGCUGAUAAUGGCGAUCUUUUGGAUUUUAUAAAGAAAAACAGCAUAAUUCCUGAGCCGCAGGCGAAAAUCUGGUUCCGCCAAAUGGCGAGCGGUUUGCAGUACCUUCACAGCAAAAACAUCGCCCAUCGUGACUUAAAGUGCGAGAAUAUUUUACUAUCGCGCCGUUUUAACGUAAAAAUCGCCGAUUUCGGUUUUGCGCGUUUUUGCGUAGACUCAGACAAUCGUCGAAUUCUGAGUCAAACCUAUUGCGGUUCUGCUGCUUACGCAGCUCCGGAAGUGGUCAACGGCACACCUUAUAAUCCGAAAUUAUCCGACGUAUGGUCCUUGGGGAUCAUCCUGUUUAUAAUGUUGAACGCUUCGAUGCCUUUCGACGACACCAACUUGCGGAAAUUGCUAAAGGACCAGAUGACGAAAAACUGGGUGUUUCGAUCGAGGGUGCGCGAUACUUUAUCAUCGACGGUUAAAUCUUUAGUGCGACAUUUGCUCGAACCGGAUCUGACUUUGCGACUGACUUUGGACAGAGUGAUGGCCCAUGAGUGGUUGAGGGUGAAGAAGGAGAGAGUUUCGCCGUUGAUUGGACGCUUGAUACAUUCGGCGCCGCAGACGCACGCCGCGGCGCCGGCGAAUGAUACUGAUGGGGGACAUGAUGAGAACGAAACGGUGGCCGGCGAUUUUCAAAAUCCCGAAAGUAAAAAAAGUAAGAUGAUGAUCAACGUGCCGGACUCACAGCUCAGGUAUUGAUUGGUUUGCGUUGGAAGCGUAGCAAAAAUUGUCGAUGGAUGCGAAUACUUUUAUGGAUUUUACAUACAAUAAAUCAUUUUUUAUACCACGUGA
Tribolium castaneum (red flour beetle) is the source of this 1328-nucleotide messenger RNA. It is a transcript of the gene Tssk, whose product is annotated as Testis-specific serine/threonine kinase. The transcript has 2 exons. Gene Ontology annotation, biological process: intracellular signal transduction; protein phosphorylation. The coding region runs from base 186 to 1235 and encodes 349 amino acids. Gene Ontology annotation, molecular function: protein serine/threonine kinase activity; ATP binding. Lineage: Eukaryota; Metazoa; Arthropoda; Insecta; Coleoptera; Tenebrionidae. The record is from RefSeq and is a predicted model, not a curated record. Gene Ontology annotation, cellular component: cytoplasm.